Molecule: messenger RNA, 807 nt
Organism: Culex pipiens pallens (northern house mosquito)
Lineage: Eukaryota; Metazoa; Arthropoda; Insecta; Diptera; Culicidae
Exons: 2
Coding region: 133-693 (186 amino acids)
Source: RefSeq, a predicted model, not a curated record
CGUUAGGUUCCAUUUAGCAUUCCAUUGCUAAUCGACAAAGCUUCCGGAACGCGGUAUAAAUAAUCACAUUCGACAGUCAGUCCAGCUUUUAUUCGUCGUAGUACCGUUCACCACAAAACACCCCACAUCACCAUGAUCAAUCGAACGAUCGCGAUCGUGAUGUUCGUUGGCAUCCUCCAAGUUACAUCAGCCACUCAAAAUCCAACGAGUCACAACCGGACAACGGAUUUGGAAACCUCUCGACAAUCACCGGAAACGCCAUAUUUUGAUGCUGUGGUCUACCCCCACGCCUGGAGUUGGGCCCUGACGGCGCUGGUUCUGGUCGUGUUCAAGAGUUUCGGCCUGUUUGUGGCGUUCGCAAUGUGGGCCUACUGGGAGCAGCGGAUCCGGGGCAAGCCCUCGUUUGGUCGAAGUGGCCAACUGGACGACUGGAUGGACCUGGCGGUGCGAUAUCUGGCCGACGGACAGUCGGAAUACUGCCGGAAGCGGUUGGCGUGUGAGGUGGGCGAGUACACGAGGAAUUUUCCGCUGGUGGGACGGGUUGACCUGGGCGGAGUUUGGAGCAAAAGUGAAGAAGAGUGUUCGGGAUUUGCUGAUAGGAGUGGUUCGUGUUCGUUGACGAUAGGGGAUUUCUUUUUAAGGAAGAUUGGGUGGACUAGUGAUCAAAGAGGUGUAAGUGAUGAUAUAAACUAGAUUAUCACAAUAAGUUAUUUUUAUGUAAUAUUUAUUUGCAUAUUGAGAAAGCACCAACAAAUUAAAUAAUUGCUCAAAUGUAAAUUUAAAGUACAAGUUGGGUCAAAACAGUGA